UUUGUGGAUUUCUGCUACUCCUCCAUCAUUGUGCCUAAAAUGCUGGCUAACAUCUUCAAUAAGGACAAAGCCAUAUCAUUCCUGGCAUGUAUGGUCCAAUUCUACCUGUUUUGCACAUGUGUGGUCACUGAAGUCUUCCUGCUGGCUGUGAUGGCCUAUGACCGCUUUGUAGCCAUCUGUAAUCCACUACUAUAUAUGGCUAUGAUGUCCUCAGAUCUCCGUAUGGUACUGGUGUCUGGCUGCUACCUCUGUGCAUCAGUGUGUUCUCUGGUUCAUUUGUGCUUAGCCCUUGAGAUCCCAUCAUUUAAGUCAAAUGUGAUCAACCACUUCUUCUGUGAUCUGCCUCCUCUCUUGAGUCUUGCUUGCUCUGAUGUCACUAUUAAUAAAGUGCUGCUGUUUGUUGUGGCCACCUUCAAUGAGAGCUUUAGUAUUGUGGUUAUCUUCACCUCCUACUUGUUUAUCCUCAUCACCAUCCUGAGGAUGCACUCUGUGGAGGGGAGGCGCAAAGCCUUUUCCACCUGUGCCUCCCACCUCACAGUCAUCAUUGUCUUCCAUGGGACAAUCCUUUCCAUUUACUGUUCUUCCACUUCAGACAACAGUGGGGAUGCUGACAAAGUGGCCACAGUGUUCUACACUGUAGUGAUUCCCAUGCUGAACCCUUUGAUCUACAGCCUCAGAAACAAGGAUGUCAAAGGUGCUCUCAGGAAAGUUGUGAACUCUAAGAUAUAUUUCCAAUGA
Grammomys surdaster is the source of this 738-nucleotide messenger RNA. RefSeq names its product olfactory receptor 5L1-like. The transcript has a single exon. NCBI's taxonomy places the organism in Eukaryota, Metazoa, Chordata, Mammalia, Rodentia, Muridae. Gene Ontology annotation, molecular function: odorant binding; G protein-coupled receptor activity; olfactory receptor activity. The record is from RefSeq and is a predicted model, not a curated record. Gene Ontology annotation, cellular component: membrane. Gene Ontology annotation, biological process: G protein-coupled receptor signaling pathway; sensory perception of smell. The annotation marks the transcript as partial.